This is a messenger RNA of Hevea brasiliensis (rubber tree), 1968 nucleotides long. Its product is annotated as transcription termination factor MTEF18, mitochondrial. The record is from RefSeq and is a predicted model, not a curated record. Lineage: Eukaryota; Viridiplantae; Streptophyta; Magnoliopsida; Malpighiales; Euphorbiaceae. The transcript has a single exon. Gene Ontology annotation, biological process: chloroplast organization; regulation of DNA-templated transcription. Bases 144 to 1769 code for a protein of 541 amino acids. Gene Ontology annotation, molecular function: double-stranded DNA binding. Gene Ontology annotation, cellular component: chloroplast.
UUUCGGAUUGGGACCCACACGCUCUGCUAGUACUUGCUUCCGAUUCCAAGGAUAGCUACCAAUAAUGGGCUUCCAUGCCCCAAGACCAUCUUCUCUUCUAAAACCCUAAAUUUACCAUACCCAUCUCGAAAUCUCUCAACACUAUGCUAUGCCGGUACUUCAGCUCUCUUCCAGGGCUCCGAAACUUAUCAAAAAUUCCUUCAAAGUAUAGGCCCAAAGCAAUCCGUGAAGCUCAGCAGGCUCUCACAGACUACCUCCACUCCACGAGGUUAUUGCCGUUCGCCUACGCCGAGCACAUUAGCAAGAAUUCCCUCGUCUCUCUUUCCAAUCUCAUUGCCAGCAUUGACUUCUCGGCCUCUGAUUUCUCCAGGUCCGUGAGAAAAUUCCUCAGGUACCAUCCCAUCAACGAAUUCGAGUUCUUUUAUGAAAGCAUUGGUAUCGAUUACAAUGAGGUUCACGGGUUUUUGCCCACAAAAAAUUUUUUCUUUUCUGAGGAUGGAAGUGUGUUAAGUGCAGCUUGUGCGCUUGCUGGGUUUGGGUUUCCAUGGAACAAGUUAGGCAACUUGUAUAAGGAGGAGAGUUCUAUUUUUAGUAGAGGUUCGGAGGAGUUAUCCUCUAGGCUUGAUGGGUUUAGGGAAUAUGGAUUUAGUAAUAUUUCAGUGAUUGGUAUUUGUCUGGCUUUUCCUUACGUGUUGAGUGGUGAAUUGGUUGGGGAAAUUGAUGCUUUAUUUGAUGAUAUGAAAAGGUUCUUUUUAGACUUCGAUAUGGGGAGUUGCGUUGAAGGAAAUGUGGAUGCUUGGUAUGAGAUUUGUAUGAAAAUUCGGGUGUUCUAUGAUUUGGGUUUUGAGAAGGGGAAGCUAGGGGAUUUGAUAGGUAAGAGUAAAAGCAUUUUUGUCGAUUAUCCAGUGAAGGUUUUUGUGCAAAAGGCUGAGUUUUUUGGUAGAUUUGGUGUUAGAAAUGAAGAUGUUGGCCUGUUGCUACUUCAGAGACCGGAAAUUUGGAAUUAUGAUAUGGAAAAGCCCUUGAUUUCAGUUAAAGGAUUACUUAAACAUUUUGGAUUUAGUGAUGAAGAGGUAAUAGUUAUUGCCCACAAGUACCCUCAUGUAUUGGGCAGAAAUAAAAUGGCAAAUUUACCUCACGUGAUGAGAGCUAUGGAUUUGCAUGUGUGGUUUUUCAAUAAAAUCAAGGAUGGAAAUCAUCAAUUAAUAGCUAGUUAUGCAAUGAGAGACCCUGAUGAAGAUUUGGAUAAAGAAUUUAGUGAUAGCUUGGAGAGGAUUCGAGUUUCGAGAACCCCUACUCAUACAAUGUACAAAGUGGAUUUUUUGCUUGGAAUUGGAUUUGGAGAAAAUGCUUUAACUGCCAAGGUCUUGGCCCAUAUGCAUGGUACUAGUAGUGAACUGCAGGAGCGAUUUGAUUGCCUUCUUCAUUUGGGGAUUGCAUUCUCGAAGCUCUGUAUGAUGAUAAGAACGAUGCCAAAGAUCCUAAACCAAAAGCCAGAAAUGCUAGAGCAGAAAGUGAACUUCCUCUGCCAGGAUUUGGGAUCCUCAUUGCAGGAACUGGAUAUAUUUCCAGCAUAUCUGUGUUUUAAUUUGGAGAGCCGAAUUAAACCCAGGUGCAGAUUCCAUAUGUGGCUUACAGAUAAAGGUUUGUGUACACGUAAGUACUCCAUGGCAAGUAUUGUUGCAACUAGCGAAAAAAAUUUUGUUGCUCGCAUUUAUGGAAUUCACCCAGCUGCUCUAAAACAUUGGUUUGAAUGUUUCUCAUACUAAACACCAGUUGAUGAAUGAAAAGUGCAUUAGACACUGAUUUGGUCAAUGCAGCUUAUUAGCACUUCAGUGUGGACAGGGAAUUUGUUUGUUACAAUUAUGGAAUCAGUAUAUAGAAAUUUAUCAUUUAAACCUUCCUGGAUUGACAUACUGUAUUUUUAGAUUUAUUAAUAGCCAUGACUGGUGCAAGAAAUGUUUUCCA